This is a messenger RNA of Penicillium riverlandense, 1818 nucleotides long. Its product is annotated as hexokinase family protein. NCBI's taxonomy places the organism in Eukaryota, Fungi, Ascomycota, Eurotiomycetes, Eurotiales, Aspergillaceae. Gene Ontology annotation, cellular component: cytosol; mitochondrion. Gene Ontology annotation, biological process: glucose 6-phosphate metabolic process; intracellular glucose homeostasis; glycolytic process. The record is from RefSeq and is a predicted model, not a curated record. Gene Ontology annotation, molecular function: mannokinase activity; D-glucose binding; fructokinase activity. The coding region runs from base 1 to 1818 and encodes 605 amino acids. The transcript has 3 exons.
AUGGCGUCGGUCAACUCCAUCCCCUCCGACAAGGACGAGGAGCGCGAGGCGAUGCAGGAUGACCUGAUCGACGACGACGAGGAUGUCGGACCUGAGCUGGACGCGUCCCAGAAAGAAUAUCUCGCGCACCACGAACGGCUCGACGACAUGCUGACUCCGCUGAUGCUGGAGGAAGCCCGUCUCUACAAACUGGCCCGUCGCUUCUCCACCACCUAUCGCCAGCUGGCCUUGACCUCCGACCAGCAGUUCUUACCCACCCCCGUGACCCAACUGCCCACCGGCCAGGAGACCGGUCGCUACUUGGCGCUCGAUGUGGGGGGCAGUAAUCUCCGCGUGGCGUUUAUCGAGUUGUUGGGCGAGGCGGCCGAGUCCGAGGUGCGCUCGACCGAUGCCUCGGAGAGGUCGCGGGAUACCAUUCGCAAGGCCCAGCGCCAGCGCGUGAAGCGUACGUUGGAGCGGGCAUGGCCGAUCCAGGAGCACCUGAAAAUGGACAAGGCGGAGGAUCUGUUUGCGUGGAUCGGCGACUGCAUCGCGGAGGUCGUGGCGGAGAGCCUCUCCUCCGAUGCCACCAAAAAAGACAUCCCCGAAGAGUUGGACUUGGGGAUUACCUUUAGUUUCCCCAUCUUGCAAGAGUCGUUGGCCGAGGCGACAUUGAUGCCAAUGGGGAAAGGUUUCGCCAUCACGUCGAACCUCAAUCUGCACAAGAUCCUGCUGAAUGGCUACGAGAAGCACACCCGGCGACCAGACGACGAGGACGAGCCUUCGAAAAAGCGCCGGAAGCUGUUUGCUCUGCCCAAACUCAAGAUCGCAGCCAUCACCAACGACACUGUCGCCACACUCGCUUCCCUCGCCUAUGCGGUCAAAUCCCUACCCAACAGCCGCGUGGCCAUGGGUAUUAUCGUGGGUACCGGAUGCAACGCGACGAUCCCGAUGAAACUUGACGCGUUGCACGAAGACAAGGCCAAGAGCGUGAAUGCCAUGAAGCCGGAUGCCGUGGAGACGAUCGUGAAUACCGAAUGGACCAUCUCCGGCGCGGCGCCGCCGCUCAAAGAGCUCGGAGUGACCACAAAAUGGGAUACUGAACUCGACCAGGCCUGUACACGCCCAGGAUUUCAGCCAUUCGAGUACAUGACGGGCGGGCGGUACAUUGGCGAACUCAUCCGCCUCAUCCUCUUUGAUUAUCUUACUACGAUCGCCGGACUGUCGAAACGCAUCCUGCCGGCCAACCUCGUUCAAGAAUAUGCCCUGACCACCACCUACAUCUCCGACACCGUGGCCCGCGCCCGCGACUGGCGCUGGGACGCUCUCGCCGCCGGCGCAUUCCGCAAAAUCGCGCGCACUGUGCAGCGCCGAUCCGCGGGCUUGAUCGCCGCGGCGGUGGUCGGCUUGCUCGCCUGCGCGCGCGAGAUCGAGCUGAAAGAAGACAGCAACGUCAACACCCCGCUGAAUGCCGCCUCGCCGCUGAGCAACGGCGAUCCUCACACUCGUGACCAUACCCCUGCCCCCGUGGCAGCGGCUGCCAGUCUCGCUGCCUCCUCCCCCUCUACCGCCCGUAACAAUGUUCACGGGCAUGUUGUCCCGGUCCUCGAACCCACCCCAGCAGAAUGGCAAUCUGGUCCAGAGGAGCUGGUCGUUGCGUAUACGGGCGGUAUCAUCCAGCAUUACCCGCACUUUAAAGAAAUGUGCCAACAAUACAUCGACCGCCUCAUCAUGCGCACCGGUCCGCAACAAGGAGGCAAAUCCGUGUUUCUGCGCGAAGCCUCCGACGGCGGUGUCAUUGGAGCCGGGGUUUUGGCGGGGAUGGUUGGCCGCAAGUAA